UCGAUUCGAUUUAUCCCUGGGUAUAGCUUUAAUCGACGACGACGAUGAUGAUAUUGUCCUCUACCGCCGCUCGUGCAACUGCCAAGGCUUUGAGUCGACCCGGUUCUCGGGCGUUGGCUUCGCAAGCGGAACACAACUUGACGAGUGGUUUUAACUUUUUAUCCGACCAAGACCGUAUUUUUACCAAUUUGUACGGCGAGCAGGAUUGGCGUUUGCCCGACGCCAUUAAGCGCGGUGAUUACCACUUGACGAAGGAAAUCAUGUGCAUGGGUCCGGACUGGAUUAUCCAGGAAAUCAAGGACAGUGGGCUCCGGGGACGCGGUGGAGCCGGCUUUCCCUCCGGGCUUAAGUGGAGUUUUAUGCCCAAGGAGACAGACGGAAGACCCUCCUUUCUGGUUGUCAACGCGGACGAGUCCGAACCCGGUACCUGUAAGGACCGCGAAAUCAUGCGCAAGGACCCGCACAAACUCAUUGAAGGUUGCAUCCUGGCGGGCUACGCAAUGCGUGCCCGAGCAGCCUACAUUUACAUUCGUGGAGAGUAUUUCAACGAAGCCGUAGUGCUGGAUGAAGCCAUCCACGAAGCGUACGCCGCCGGACUCCUCGGGAAGAACGCCUGUGGUUCGGGGUACGACUAUGACAUCUACCUCCAUCGAGGUGCCGGCGCCUAUAUUUGUGGAGAAGAAACGGCUUUGAUUGAAAGUCUAGAAGGCAAGCAAGGAAAACCUCGUCUCAAGCCUCCGUUCCCGGCGGGUGUCGGUUUGUUUGGAUGCCCCUCGACGGUAACCAACGUGGAAACCGUGGCCGUGGCCCCGACGAUUCUUCGUCGCGGUGCGUCCUGGUUCGCCUCCUUUGGGAACGAAAACAACCGCGGCACCAAACUCUUUGCGAUUUCCGGUCACGUCAAGAACCCCAUGGUCGUGGAAGAAAGCAUGUCCAUCCCGCUCCGUGACUUGAUUGACAAACAUUGCGGUGGUAUGCGCAACGGCUGGGAGUCCGUCCAAGCCUGCAUUCCGGGUGGUUCCUCGGUCCCGGUCCUCAACAAGGACCAGUGCGGCGAAGCGCUGAUGGAGUUUGACGACUUGCGCGCCAAAGGAUCUGGUCUCGGUACGGCCGCUGUGACAAUGUUCGACAACACGGUCGACAUGGUGGGUGCCAUUCGUCGCUUGUCGCACUUUUACAAGCACGAGUCCUGCGGUCAGUGUACACCCUGUCGCGAAGGCACGGGCUGGCUGGAAGAUAUUCUCAUUCGGAUGGAAAAGGGAGACGCCGACAAGCGCGAAAUCCCUAUGCUUGAGGAAAUAUCCCGCCAGAUUGAAGGCCACACGAUUUGCGCCCUCGGGGACGCCGCCGCCUGGCCUGUACAGGGACUUCUGCGUCACUUCAAAAAAGAUAUCGAAGACCGUAUUGACAAUCCAAAAGGCUUUGAUCACGAAGCCGCUUUUCAAAAGGCCUGGAGUGGCGAUCCUUUCGACAACAACGCCUGGACUAAGGAACACGGUGACGGCAAGACCUACGCCGCGGCGUAAUAAAACGGAAUUGUGCAAUGGAUAAGAGUAGGAAUAUCGUUGACUGAAAAUAC
This is a messenger RNA of Phaeodactylum tricornutum CCAP 1055/1, 1579 nucleotides long. RefSeq lists its product with no specific name. Gene Ontology annotation, molecular function: NAD binding; NADH dehydrogenase (ubiquinone) activity; 4 iron, 4 sulfur cluster binding. NCBI's taxonomy places the organism in Eukaryota, Bacillariophyta, Bacillariophyceae, Surirellales, Neidiaceae. The record is from RefSeq and is a predicted model, not a curated record. The transcript has 2 exons. Gene Ontology annotation, biological process: mitochondrial electron transport, NADH to ubiquinone. Bases 45 to 1526 code for a protein of 493 amino acids.